Molecule: messenger RNA, 1247 nt
Organism: Quercus lobata
Lineage: Eukaryota; Viridiplantae; Streptophyta; Magnoliopsida; Fagales; Fagaceae
Product: eukaryotic translation initiation factor 2 subunit beta-like
Exons: 10
Coding region: 219-1040 (273 amino acids)
Biological process (GO): translational initiation; formation of translation preinitiation complex
Cellular component (GO): eukaryotic translation initiation factor 2 complex
Molecular function (GO): translation initiation factor activity; translation initiation factor binding; mRNA binding
Source: RefSeq, a predicted model, not a curated record
AAAAAUUCAAAAAUAUAUUAUAUAUAGCAGCCCAAACAAGUCUAGUUCCUCGUUCCGUCGGUUAAAAAAUCUCUGCUUUCUCAACUAGUCAUCACAAAUUUCUCCCUUACUUGAACGCCACUCUUAAAACCAUCACCACCACCACCAGCCGCCACGAACUCACCGGAAAACAAAGGAUUUUCUCGCUUUUUUCAGCUACUACAACAAACAAAGAAAUCAUGGCAGAUGAUGUUCCCAAUGUUGUUCCCAAUGAUGUAAAGGACAAAGUGGCAGAUAUUGCCCCAUUUGAUCCUACUAAAAAGAAGAAGAAGAAGAAGGUUGUGAUUCAGGAUCCUGCUGAUGAUCCUGUUGACAAUUUGGCUGUGAAGACUGAAAACUUGGAAGUUUCUGAUGGACUUGAAAGUACUUUCUCUGGUUUGAAAAAGAAGAAGAAGAAGCCAGUGGAAACCAGUUCCUUGAAUGAUGAGAGUGGGGAUGCAGGGGAAGAUUUGGAUGAUCAUGUUGGUGAGGAUGAAGAACGAGAAGGAAGUGAACUACAUGCACGUUAUCCUUGGGAAGGAACUGACCGUGAUUAUGAAUACGAGGAGCUUCUUGGUAGGGUGUUUAACAUUCUUCGGGAGAACAAUCCAGAGCUGGCAGGAGAUAGGCGUAGGACAGUUAUGAGGCCUCCACAAGUUCUUCGUGAAGGCACGAAGAAAACUGUUUUUGUGAAUUUCAUGGAUCUCUGCAGGACGAUGCAUCGACCGCACGAGCAUGUCAUGGCUUUCUUGCUGGCUGAACUGGGGACAAGUGGAUCAACUGAUGGGCAGAACAGAUUAGUUGUGAAGGGAAGAUUUGCACCUAAGAAUUUUGAAGGAAUCCUGCGACGAUAUGUCAACGAGUAUGUCAUUUGCCUUGGGUGCAAAAGUCCAGAUACUAUACUUUCAAAGGAGAAUCGUCUCUUCUUUGUUCGAUGUGAGAAGUGCGGUUCUAAUAGAUCAGUUGCUCCAAUCAAAGCUGGUUUUGUUGCUCGUGUUGGCCGUAGGAAUGCAGGGACAUGAUCUGGCCUGUUGCCCUUAUCCUAGUUGGAGACUCAUAGUUCAGCGGGUCAUGAACCUUAGAGAGCUUUGUUACUGUUUAGUGUUUACUAAUCUAUACUUUGUUUUGAGUAUAAAAGUCAAUAAAUUUUUUAUAAAUAGUAUAAGUCAAUAAUUAUAUCUUUUUGCAUGGGAGUUUGAAUGUGGCAAUGAGUUCUUCGGCUCGUUUCA